GGGCGGGGCCUGGGGAUGGCAGGGCCCUUAUUGGAGCGGGCUAGGCAGUGGGCCGGGCCUCCAUUCCUCUGUGGGCGGGGCGGGGCGCUGAUUGGAGGCCUGCGGGGCGGUGGGCGUGGCGUGCCUGGCGCCUGUCGGCGGCGCUCUCAUUCUGGGCGCGCGGGGAUGGCGGGCGGGCGCCUGUGCGUGGGGCUCUGCGGCGUCCUGGUGGCCUUUGCGGGCGGGGCGGCGGCGUGGUCGGGCCCGGGCUCCUCGUCCUCGGCGUCGGCGUGCGAGGCGGUCCGGAUCCCGAUGUGCGUGGGCAUCGGCUACAACGCGACGCGGAUGCCGAACCUGGUGGGCCACGCGGGGCAGGCGGAGGCGGGCCUGGCGCUGGAGGCCUUCGCGCCGCUGGUCUCGUACGGCUGCCACGCGCGGCUCCGCCUCCUGCUCUGCUCGCUCUUCGCGCCCAUGUGCACCGAGCAGGUCCCGCGCGCCAUCCCGGCCUGCCGGCCCAUGUGCGAGGCCGCCCGGCGCAGCUGCGCCCCGGUGCUCGCCCUCUUCCGCUUCGCCUGGCCGCCCGCCCUCGACUGCGCCCGCCUCCCCGACCCCCGCCACCCCCGCGCCCUCUGCAUCGAGGAGCCCCACGAGGAGGAGGACGGGGAGGACCGGGACCCGGAGCAAGGCGCUGCCCGGGAGGAGGAGGAGGAGGCCGGUGUCCGUGCCCGGCAGGAGGGCCUGGGGGUGGGCAUGCUGCCUGUGCCGGCGCCCCCGGUGCCCCCGGUGCCCGCGCCGCCCCCCUGCCCCUCGUCGCGCCUGGUGUUUGUGCCGCGGCUGGGCUCCUGCGUGGCGCGCUGCUCGGCCUCGGUGGACGUGCUGUGGUCCCGGGGGGACAAGGCGCUGGCGGCGGCCUGGACGUGUGGCUGGGCGGCGCUGAGCUUUGCCUCCACGGCCUUUGCGCUGCUGACCUUCCUGCUGGAGCCGCGGCGCUUCCGCUACCCGGAGCGGCCCAUCGCCUUCCUCUGCGUCUGCUACAACGCCCACGCGGCCGGGUUCCUCCUGCGCGGCCUGGCCGGGGCCGAGCGCCUCUCGUGCGCGGAGUCCGGGGGGGCCGGCGGCGGCCCGUUCCUGCUCCCGGCGGGGGAGGCGCAGAGGCACGGUCCCUGCGUGGCGGCCUUCCUGCUGACCUUCUUCCCCGGCAUGGCCUCCUCCGCCUGGUGGGCGGUGCUGGCCGUGGCCUGGUUCCUGGCCGCGGGCAAGAAGUGGGGCCACGAGGCCAUCGGGGGGCUGAGCCGCUACUUCCACCUGGCCGCCUGGGGCCUGCCCGCCCUGCAGUCGGCGGCCGCCCUGGCCCUGGGCGCGGUCUCGGGGGACGAGCUGACCGGCCUGUGCGCGGUGCCCGCCUGGGGUCCCGGGGCGCUCCCGGCGGCGCUGGUGCUGCUCCCGCUGGCCGGCUGCCUCCUGGCCGGGACCUCCUUCCUGCUGGCGGGCUUCGCGGCGCUCUUCCGCAUCCGGCGGGCGCUCAAGACGGGCGGCUCCGACACCCAGAAGCUGGAGCGGCUGAUGCUGCGCCUGGGGGCCUUCUCGCUGCUCCACGCCCUGCCCGCCUCCGCCGCCCUCGGCUGCCUGCUCUACGAGAGCGCCCACGGGCAGCGCUGGCGGGACCUGCAACGCGCCCCCCGCCCCUGCGGCCCCGCCUGCCUCCUGCCCGCCUCCGCCCCCGCCGCCCCGCUCUUCCUCCUCAAGACCGCCAUGUCCUUCGCCGCCGGCAUCUCCUCCGGCGCCUGGGUCUGGAGCCCCAAGACCCUCCAGGCCUGGCAGGGGCUCUGCCGCGCCCGGGGGCCCCGCCGCGCCCCCCCACACAAGCAGGCGCCCCCGCCACCGCAACAACACCCCUGACGGCAGCCCCAACGCCCGGCCGCCUCCUGACUGGGGGAAAUCCUUUCUCGGGAGGGGUUAGCUGGCCCUGAUUGUACCCUGUAUGACAUCCAGGGCGGGAAAAGGAAAACUCUUUUGUCUGUUGGAGGAAGGUGUGGAUGUUGCCGUUGGCCACCUUCAUUGGCAUCGAAGGACCUUGCAGGCUCAACGCCUGGCUGCUUCCUGACUGGGGGAAAUCCUUUCUCGGCAGGUGUUAGCUGGCCCUGAUUGUACCCUGUAUGACAUCCAGGGCGGGAAAAGGAAAGAACUCUUUUGUCUGUUGGAGGAAGGUGUGGAUGUUGCCGUUGGCCACCUUCAUUGGCAUCGAAGGACCUGGCCACUUCCU
Messenger RNA from Anolis carolinensis (green anole), 2242 nucleotides. RefSeq names its product frizzled-9-like. Gene Ontology annotation, cellular component: plasma membrane. Gene Ontology annotation, molecular function: Wnt-protein binding; Wnt receptor activity. The record is from RefSeq and is a predicted model, not a curated record. The coding region runs from base 16 to 1878 and encodes 620 amino acids. The transcript is spliced from 2 exons. Gene Ontology annotation, biological process: canonical Wnt signaling pathway; non-canonical Wnt signaling pathway. NCBI's taxonomy places the organism in Eukaryota, Metazoa, Chordata, Lepidosauria, Squamata, Anolidae.